This is a messenger RNA of Ustilago hordei, 2811 nucleotides long. Its product is annotated as putative chitin Synthase 4. The transcript has a single exon. Gene Ontology annotation, molecular function: chitin synthase activity. Bases 1 to 2811 code for a protein of 936 amino acids. The record is from RefSeq and is a predicted model, not a curated record. Gene Ontology annotation, cellular component: cell septum; cell periphery. Lineage: Eukaryota; Fungi; Basidiomycota; Ustilaginomycetes; Ustilaginales; Ustilaginaceae.
AUGCCUCCUCGCUAUCCGUAUGGUGGUGGGCGUCGGUCCGAUGAAGCUCAUCCUCAGACUGCAGAGGCACAAAUGCAACCUCUCUCCCACGAUCAAAACGCAUAUCCCACCUACGAUAUGGGCGCAGAGCCUACAUCGCCUCCUCACGUCUCCUACGAUCCAUACAUGCCAACAUCCACCUCCCGAGAUCACACUGGCUACGAGAUGCCAUCGGCCAACUACUACAACGACGACCGUGUAUCCUAUCCUCCUCCUGUCGGCUCGCCUCACAUGUCCAACCCAUACUCGCACUCGCAGCCCCAUCGUGGCGCUGCCGACCCUUUCGACGACCACGAAAAUAAUGUUCCCCUCUUGCCAAGGGAUGGCAACAAUUACUCGUAUGCACCCGCUUCGCACUUUGACGAGCAUGGCAACCACAUAGGCCCCAUUGACAAGUAUGCGGAUGGCGAUGACGAUGUUAUGGACGAGGAUGCUGUCAAUGGACCUGCACACGGUCGCCUGCUUCGCCCCAACGGCGCAGACCCCGAUGACUAUAUGCCCGGAGGAUUCGAUCCUAACGUGCUCGAGAACGGCCAAGCGAACGGUGUGCGUUACGGAAAAAUCCCACAACGUGUGCCAAGACGAUACAAGACUCUCAAAAGAGUCGAGCUCUACCACGGAAACCUUGUCCUCGACUGUCCCGUACCUUCCAAGCUGCUCGACAAGCUGAACGACCGAGAAUCGCGCGAGUUCACUCACAUGCGUUACACAGCCGCUACAUGCGACCCCGACAACUUCAAGGACGAGCGAUACACUCUGCGCCAGGUGCUUUUCGAUCCCCCCCGCCGAACUGAGCUCUUCAUCGUGCUCACCAUGUACAACGAGGACGAGCAGCUCUUCACACGCACCAUGCACGGUGUCAUGACCAACAUUGCCCAUCUAUGCACUCGCGAACGCUCCAAGACUUGGGGCAAGGAAGGCUGGAAGAAGGUGGUCGUCUGUAUCGUCUCGGAUGGUCGUCUCAAGAUUAACUCUCGCACCUUGGCCUGUCUCGCCGCCAUGGGAGUCUACCAGGAGGGUGUUGGUAAGAAUGUCGUCAAUGGCAAGCCUGUCACAGCCCAUAUCUACGAGUACACGGCUCAGCUGUCGAUCGAUCCCAGCAUGCACUUUAAGGGUCGCGAGAAGGGGAUCAUGCCAGUUCAGAUCCUGUUCUGCCUCAAGGAACGCAAUCAGAAGAAGAUCAACUCACAUCGAUGGUUCUUCAACGCAUUCGGCCAGAUCUUGCAGCCCAACAUCUGUGUGCUGCUCGAUGUCGGUACCAUGCCCAGGCCACGCUCCAUCUACCACCUCUGGAAGGCAUUUGACAUCAACUCCAACGUCGGCGGUGCUUGUGGUGAGAUUGUUGCGCUCAAGGGCAAGUACUGGAGUGCAUUGGUGAACCCGCUCGUCGCUGCACAGAACUUCGAGUACAAGAUGUCCAACAUCCUCGACAAGCCUCUCGAAUCCGUCUUUGGCUACAUCACUGUGCUUCCAGGUGCUUUUUCAGCCUACCGCUACAUCGCCUUGCAAAACGACGCCACGGGGCAGGGUCCGCUGUGCUCGUACUUCAAGGGUGAAACACUUCACGGCGGUCAGUCCGAUGCCGAUGUGUUUACCUCGAACAUGUACCUUGCCGAGGACCGCAUCUUGUGUUGGGAGCUGGUGUCGAAACGUGACAGCGCAUGGAUCUUGCACUACGUCAAGUCGGCACAAGCCGUCACAGAUGUGCCUGAUCAGGUGCCUGAGCUCAUCUCGCAGCGUCGACGUUGGCUCAACGGAUCCUUCUUCGCCGGUAUUCACUCGAUCAUCAAGUUUGGCUACAUUUAUCGCUCUUCUCACUCCUUCGGACGCAAGUUUGCCUUGCACAUCGAGAUCAUCUACCAGACCAUCCAGCUCAUCUUCUCUUGGUUCGGUAUGGCUAACUUCUUCAUCGCCUUUUGGAUCUUAACCACUGCUAUGAGCGAAAAAGUCAACGCACUCAAGGUACCGAACCAGGUACUCUCGUACGUCUACAUUGCUUUCAUCAUCUUCUGCUUCUUGCUCUCCAUGGGUAACAGGCCUGCGGGAAGCAAGUUCGGAUAUACGCUCGCCAUGGUGGUCUUCGCGCUUCUGACGCUCUACAUGACAGGUGCUGCUGUCUAUUUGGCGGUUGACUCGAUUACCAACGCGACAGCCACUGGUGGCGGCGGAGCCGAAGCGCUGAUCACCAACGAGAUCUUUGUCAAUAUCGUGAUUUCAUUAGCGGCGACAUUCGGUGUUUGGAUGCUGGCGAGUCUCAUGUUUCUCGAACCUUGGCACAUGUUUACCUCGAUUAUUCAGUAUCUGCUUAUGGCACCGACGUUCGUCAACGUGAUUAGCAUCUAUGCGUUUGCCAACAUCAACGACAUUUCAUGGGGCACCAAGGGAUCGGACAAGGUGAUGACGGAUUUGGGUGUAGUCGGAGGUGCAGGCAACAACCAAGUCGAAGUGGCUAUUCCAACCGAGUCGAAGGAUAUCAACGAUGCUUAUGACGACGCUAUUCAUGUGCUUAGUAACAAGCCGCCAAGAGAAGGUCCUGCGCAGGUGGACAGGGACCAGAAGCAAGCAGACUACUACGCCACUGUGCGAACCAACGUGGUAUUGUGUUGGAGUUUGAGUAACGCCGCGCUUGUUGUCGGCAUUCUCAACAUUAGCUCCAACGGGACACGAGUGACAUACAUGGCUUUCUUGCUGUAUUCGGUGGCUGGCUUGGCAGCGUUCAGGAUGUUGGGUUCGACUGUCUACCUCAUCAAGAGGCUCUUUUCUGGCGAGUAG